AUGGGAGCAGUAGGGCAGUCUUGCAGUGUCCAAUCAGGUCAGGGGGCUCCUGUUACUGCCAGGGGCCUUCCCUCAGGCCAAGCUGUCAAUUACCUUGCUAAGCUCCUCUAUGGUCUGUUUGGUAUCGAGGUCCUCCAUGACCAGCAGGCACUCAAUGGCUGCGAUUGUCACUACAUUCUGCCUGAAGUAGAGCUUUCACAACAUAAUAAAGAACUGGCCAGUUUACUAAAACCAACUGGUAAAGACAUUUAUGGAGAUCAAGCCUUGGAUUUCUAUGCAAAACAUACAGCACAAAUUGAAAUUGUGAGAAAUGAUAGAACCUUGGAAAGAAUUGUUUUCCCCAUCCCAGAAAUCUGUGAAUAUUUAACUGAUGAAACCAAGAACAAAGUUUAUUAUACUGCUGAACGUGAUGACCAAGGAAGCAAAUGGCAAAGACAACUACGUGCCAAUUCCCUACUGUUCUGGUUCAGCAGUCACAUGCUGCUUUGGGGGAGCAUUUCUUUCAACUUAGCUGUUCUUAUGAAUCUGCUAGUGGCCUUUUUCUACCCAUUUGAACAAUCUACAAAAGCAGAACUUGAUCCUCGUCUCUCGGGACUCGUUUGGACUGCAAUGGUUGUAUCAUUAAUUAUAGUCAUUAUGGUCCCUCGGCCUUCAGGAAUUCGAACUCUGAUAGUAUCAACAAUUUUACGACUAAUAUACUCUGUUGGAUUAGAACCAACUCUCUGGCUACUAGGAGCUCUUAAUGUACUCAAUAAAGGCAUAUUCAUUGUGAGUCUAAUGGGUAACAGAGGAACUUUCACUCGGUCAUUUAAACAUUUACUUAUGGAUUUGGAGCUUGUUUAUCACAUCAUUUAUCUCUUACUUUGUGUACUUGGAUUGUGUGUUCAUGAAUUUUUUUACAGUUUACUGCUGCUUGAUGUUGUUUAUCGAGAAGAAACGCUGCUGAAUGUAAUCAAAUCUGUCACCAGGAAUGGGCGCUCAAUUAUUUUAACUGCAGUUCUUGCUGUCAUUCUCAUCUAUCUCUUUUCCAUCAUUGGUUAUGUAUUCUUUAGGGAUGAUUUCAUGAUGGAAGUGGAGCAUCUGGCUGAGAUUUCAGUAAAUGCUGGCAGUAACAGUACAACAGAAGAGACCUGCUCAAGUAAUGAAACUUGUUCAGUGUCGCAAAACAUGUCCCACUGGCUGAAUGAUAUUGAAAGUAAAGAUGAUACAGAAGAAAGGCAGCGAGCAUGUGAUUCUUUAAUUAUGUGUAUUGUGACUUCUCUGAACCAAGGUCUUCGGAAUGGAGGUGGUAUUGGAGAUGUUUUACGAAAACCCAGCAGUAAGGAACCCCUGUUUGUGGCUCGUGUCAUCUAUGAUCUCUUGUUUUUCUUUAUUGUUAUUAUUAUUGUAUUAAAUCUCAUCUUUGGUGUCAUCAUUGACACUUUUGCUGAUUUGAGAAGUGAGAAACAGCAAAAAGAAGAGAUAUUAAAAAACACUUGUUUUAUUUGUGGUUUGGAUCGAUCAUCUUUUGAUAACAAAGCUGUAUCUUUUGAAGAACAUCUUAAGUCUGAACACUGCAUGUGGCAUUACCUUUUCUUCAUUGUUUUGGUAAAAGUGAAAGAUCCGACAGAAUUCACUGGACCUGAAAGUUAUGUCUAUGCAAUGGUCAAAGACAAAAACUUGGAUUGGUUUCCUCGGAUGCGAGCCAUGUCUCUAACUGCAGAGGAAAGUGAUGGUGAACAGAAUGAAUUGCGCAACCUACAGCAACAACUUGAUAACACCAAUAAAUUGGUUUUAACACUUUCUCAGCAACUUCUAGAACUUAAAGAACAAAUGACAGAACAAAGAAAGCAAAAACAACGCUUUGGCCUUCUACACUCAGCCACAGUUCCAAUGGCAGCCAACCAGAAUGUUUGA
Molecule: messenger RNA, 1896 nt
Organism: Acanthosepion pharaonis
Lineage: Eukaryota; Metazoa; Mollusca; Cephalopoda; Sepiida; Sepiidae
Source: the annotation of a GenBank genome assembly